AUGGCUCCUCCUGCUGCUACUCGUACAAUUCCAACUUCAACAACCCUUCUUGUCGGUCCUCCUCAACUGCUCACAAGAAGGUUAAUGUCUUCCAACUCUAACCUUGACAUGGCCGAGGCCGACACGAUCUCCACCAACCCUAUUUCGUUCUCCUCGUGGUAUUCCUUCGGUGAUCCCUGCCUUGAUAUGUUUUUUCAUGUGAAAAGUCGAGAUCAAGAUCACAUCAGUAACGACGACGAAGAUGACGACAUCAAGCAGGAGAGGCGGAAACAGACCUCCCAUUAUAACCAUUAUAGGCUUAACUAUCUGAAGCAACUGCUGCCGGUGGCCUGGUCCCACAAUCCCCUGACCACCCUCAAGCUCAUCUUCAAUCUCCAUUCUAGGAUUAUUCGUAAGGGAAGAAAUUAUCCGGAAGCCUUUCACACAGCCGUGUUUUGGCUCCACCAGAACCACCCCAAGACGCUACUAUGCAACCUCCCCGCCUUCGCAGGUUGGAAAUGGGGUUUCGAUAACCUUCUCGACAUUCUCUACGGCCUUCUAGAACAAGGCCAAGACGCUACUGCGGAGGAGAGGCUCCACCGUGACCCUGACUAUAAGUUGUUACACGACCAGGUUAUGGAUCUCUUGGCGGAGCGGUGGAAGUCUGAUAUUGAAAAAUUGAAGCAGCACAAGCUGGAACUAAAGUCAUUCCAAGACUGGGACCAACUUGAUGAGGCUGAUCAUCUUUUGGUAUCUGGGACUGCAGCGGUUUGCAGCCUCCCCGACCCCCACACCAGCUCCAUUUUGCUUCGUGAAAGCAUUGCGAGGAGGCUUUUCCCACCAGAAUCGGAUCAAUCCGAAGAGUGGGAACGGCUAACCAACGCUUUGGAGCCCUUUUUAAAUUACUACAUGCAUCGAGCCUUACAUGGGAACCACACACUAGAGCGCGCUGAGGUAAAAUGUUUGGAGGAGGUGAAAGCAGCAGCUGCAGCAGGAGGCAAUUUAGGAGGCGGCAUAAUAAAGCCGGAUGCUUUGCUUCCAAAUGAGAUCAUGAAAUAUGCAGAAGAUGAGGAUUUCGGGGAAGCGGCAAACCUUCAGUGGAAGGCAAUGGUGGAGGACAUGUACCUGAAGCAGCGGCAAAAGCAGGGGGAAGAAGGUUUGGGCAAAUUUAAAAACUGUUUGGCAGUGUGUAACAUCACUGAUCACACGGCCAAAUUACAAAGAGAAUUGGGGGUGAGUUUGGGACUUUUGGUUUCGGAACUGAACGAAGAUCCGGCAUGGAAAGGAAAGGUGAUCAGUUUCGGUGAUUUGCCCGAUGGUCAGUCUCAGCCGCUGCUGCAUUCGAUACAAGGCGAUGAUCUCAAGUCCAAGUGCGAGUUUAUGAUGAGGACAUGUCGCAUGAAGUCCAACGAGAGUGUCGAUUUUCGGAAGGUGUGUGAUCUGAUUCUGGAAGUGGUUGAGAAUGAGAACUUGAAGGCAGAGCAGAUGAUCAAGAAAGUGUUUGUGCUCACCGACCUCACAGGAUUCUUUAGCUGCACCUCGAAGACUCUGUAUGAAGCAAAACAGAGCAAGCAUGAGGAGCUUGAGGCUUCCGGAUACGAUGCGUGGCCAUUGCCUCACAUUUUGCUUUGGAAUAUUAGUGAAUGGAAGUAUCCUCAUUCAGAAGAACAUCAUCCAGGGGUGACGCUGAUGAGUGGCGUCAACGACAAUUUGAUCAAGUCCUUCAUGGACAAUGGUGGGGAAAUUGGCCCGCGACAGGUCAUGGAAGCAGCCAUCGCUGACAGAGAGUUUCAAACUUUCUCUGUCGUCGACUGA
Messenger RNA from Prunus mume (Japanese apricot), 1794 nucleotides. NCBI's taxonomy places the organism in Eukaryota, Viridiplantae, Streptophyta, Magnoliopsida, Rosales, Rosaceae. The record is from RefSeq and is a predicted model, not a curated record.